Molecule: messenger RNA, 1830 nt
Organism: Rhipicephalus sanguineus (brown dog tick)
Lineage: Eukaryota; Metazoa; Arthropoda; Arachnida; Ixodida; Ixodidae
Product: hemicentin-2
Exons: 8
Coding region: 1-1830 (609 amino acids)
Source: RefSeq, a predicted model, not a curated record
AUGAGCGUGGCCACUCUCAUUUCCUCCUGCCAGCGAGGACAGGUGGGGGUGUCAGCUGCAUGGGCCCCGCCGCAGUUGACGCAGCUGGGGCUUGCAGCUCUCCGCCUCCAGGUGUUGGCGGCCGCAGCGGAUGCACGCUCCCGUGCGCUGACAUGCCUCGGCGACGUGGCCGAAGCGGCCGCACUGCUGGCACUGGAGUGGUCGCGGUCUCACAUGUCGCACACGCAACCGCAGGCCAAACAACACGACUCGUUCAGGCGGGAGCGGUUCGGCGAAUCUGUGCGGGACUCAUUGACCACGAGACUUGUCAAACCGCAAAGCGUCACGAUCAGGGGCGCCCAUGGCCCAUUGUCUGCGAACUACCCAGCCGAAGUCGAGUGCGAAGCAGUGGGCUCGAGACCGGCGGCAAACCUGACGUGGGACCUCGACGGCGUGCCGCUAACAUCGAGCGCCUUGCAAGAUGGUGGUCAACCCAAAGCGGCUGCCAACGACAUCAGUGUCAGUGUUGUAAGGUUCACACCGUCCGCCAGCCAUAACGGCAGACCGCUACGCUGCCAUGCUGCCAACCCCGAGAUGCCGGAUGACGCGAUUGAGGACUCGUGGACACUGGACGUUCACUACAAGCCGAAGGUGCAGUUGACGUUGGGCAGCCAUCCGAGGCAGUGGAAUAUUGUUGAAGGGCACGACCUGUACUUGGAGUGCCGAGUCGACGCCAACCCCCGAAUCGGAGACGUGGUGUGGCGUCUCGAUGGGAAGGACUUGUCUCCGGGCCGCCAUGUCAUCAUGAGCAACCAGUCGCUGGUGCUGCAGCGCGUCCACCGUGACAGCUCAGGCACCUACACUUGCGUCGCCUCCAACAGAAUCGGCGAAACAGAAAGCGAGCCACUCGAAAUCACCGUGAAACAUGCUCCUGCCUGUAACCAAUCACAGACGACUGUCUAUGCGGCUUCAAGGCAUGAUGAAGUGCACAUUGUCUGUGAUGUGUCGGCCCAGCCUAACGAUGUCAGUUUCAAGUGGAUGUUCAACAACUCGGCUACCAAACACGAGCUGUCAUCAUUUACAAGCUCAGGCGGACGGAGCGUGCUGUACUACACUGCGCGGAAGGAUACUGACUACGGAACGUUCCAGUGUCUCGCCAACAACUCCAUCGGAGCAAUGAAGACGCCCUGCUACUUUCAAAUCGUCCGUGCAGGUCCCCUGAGCAGUAUGUACAACUGCAUUGUCAGUAACGUGACGGACGCCGGCAUGCAAGUGGAUUGCCAGAGGCGCGCUUCCCUGGCCGCCGGCGUCAAUUCGGUGCCUCCCGACCUGGUGGCUGCGGAGGCUUCCACUUUCCGCCAGCGCAACUCCUUUCAGCUGGAAAUCCGAGACGCCCUACUGGACCGGCUCGUUUUCAACGCCACCUCCGAGGCACCGUCUUUCGCUGUUUCGAGCCUGUCGGCGGGUACCGAGUACGUGGUCGCCUUCUAUCUUGUCAACCAAAACGGCAAAUUUAAGCUCGUCCAGCUCAAGACAUCUACGCUCCUUGCUUCGGAGGAGAGACUGAGAUCGGGUGUCGAACAACAGAAGCCUUGCUGCGCACCUCUAGGACUGCUUAUAACAGCAGGUGUCGUUCUUGCUUUCCUCCUGGUCGUCAUUGCUCUUCUUAUAAAGUACAGAACAAGGUUAAAGCUAGGCAAAGGCUCGCUUAAGCCAGAAUCAAGGCCAACAACCGGCACAGAGGAAGGAAGUGAAAUGGUGGAAGUGAACCCAGAGUGCAAGUACGUCAUUCCCGCUGAUGGCCCCAAGCAUCUUUCGAGCUCAAAGGAAACCCCCCUAACAUACGUGUGA